Tetrahymena thermophila SB210 is the source of this 2571-nucleotide messenger RNA. RefSeq lists its product as hypothetical. Lineage: Eukaryota; Ciliophora; Oligohymenophorea; Hymenostomatida; Tetrahymenidae. The transcript is spliced from 10 exons. The record is from RefSeq and is a predicted model, not a curated record.
CUUUUUAGCUAUCAAAAUAUAAAUAAAUAAAUAAUAUUGAAAAUAAUAAAAUCUAUAUAAAAUUUGUAAUUUACAAAAUAAAAAAUAUUUAGCAGCUUUUAUUUAAAUAUCAUGAAAGUUUUAAACCCAUAGCAUAAUCCAGAAUAAAUUUCUGAAGGGUAUAGCGGAUAGUCAGGUGCUCCACUGAAUUCCAUCCACUAGAAAAUUUUAGAGAAAUUAAAACAACAACAAUAAAAUCGUGUUGCUUAAAAAAUGUAAGCUUAACAAGAAAAACUUUAUUUAACUGAGCCUGUUGUGUCAUAAGAUUUGAUGCCUGCUUCUGGCCAAUUUAUUAAGUCGUAAGACAUUAAAUAGCAAUCUUAAAGAACUUUAAGCGAAUCUAAAAACUUGAUAUAAUAGACUUAGUCUCAUUAAAAGUUAAUGUCAGGUUUAGCAAAUAGCAAAAAUAGCACAUUCAAUAAUACAAAUAGCUAGAAUUAGAGUAUGAAUGGAGAAUCCCCAGCUAAAGACCAUUUACUAGUUAUGACUAUUGAUUUAGGUGAAGGGAACUGUGAUAUUUUGCAUGUUUACGAGUACGAUGAUCCAGUUCGUAAGGCAGAGGCUUUUUGUCAAAAGCAUGGUUUAACUAAAGAAGCUAUGGAGAUCCUAGCAAAAAAUAUUGAAGUAAACAAGCAAAUAGUAAUUACUGAAAGAUAGCAUUAACUUUAUCAUUCUACUUAAUAUCUUAGAGGUUAAUCGCCUUAAUACUAUUCUGCAUAAGAUAAUUAUGCUUCAGUUUAGAUUUAAAGUCCUCAGUAACAAUCUAUUCGCUAAAACUACUAUAAAAGCUAAAGCAGCAACCCUAACGUAGAAAUCAGUAAUGAUGAUUAAACACCCAUAUAAUAAAAACUCAUGCAAGAAGCUCAAUCAUAUCCUGGAAUAGCUUCAAAUGGCGAAGAUAUUCAAAAUAACAAUAUCUAUCAUAACUAGCAAUUAAUGAAUCAACAUUCUGCAAAUGAUGAUUAGAAUGAAGAUAAUAAAGUCAUCCAUCCAAACCAAAAAGAAUCGAUAUUUGAUAGAUUAUACGGAGAGGCAAGCAAAAAGAAAUAAAGAAUAGAGUAAAAAAAGCAAUUAGAAUAAAGUUAACAUUUGAAUAGCACAUAUCGCUCAACUAAAAGAGUCAUUGGAGAUAACGAAGUAGAAAUAGGUGUUUAUCUUUAUCUUAAAGGAGAAGAAUUAAAAAGAAAUAAAAAUAAGAGUAAUUAGGAGUAUUUGCAAAAAAGGGAAGAAUAAUUAAAAGAGCUUUCCUUUAAGCCUGAGUUAAAUCCAAAUUCUGUGAGAAUUGCUCUAAAUAAACGCUCAGAGUAAUAUGAUAAAACUGAAGAUGCUCUAAUCAAACAAGGCUAGUUGUAUAAGGAAAAGAAAGAUAUCAAAAAGAGUGAAAGAGAAAGUUAGCAAUUGCAAGAAUGUACUUUCAAGCCAGAAGUUGAGCCUAUGAGCACAUACCUCUAUGAAAUGAAAAAGAGAGAAUAAAAAGAUUAUCCAUAUGAAGGAAAAUUUGAUAAGUUGCAUAAAGAGUAUAUCAAAAGAAAUCAGAGAUAAGAAGAGAGAUAAGCCUACAGUGAAUGCACAUUCCAUCCAUAAAUUACUCGUCCUCCUAAAGUUUAGGAACAAAUUCCUUUUGUUGAUAGAAUGAUGAAGUCAGCAACCGAAAAGGAAAAGAAGAUUUAAGAAUUAAAAAUUAAAUAGCAAUUAGAAUAAUAGCAAGAAGACAUUUCAACAUUUUAACCUUAAAUAGGGCGUCCUCCUGCUCAUCGUAAUAUCAACAACUUACCAGUUCAUGAAUACUUGUACAGCAAGAAAGAAGAAAAAAAGAUCAAAUAAGAAAAUUUAAUAAAAGCAGAAUAAGAAAAAUAAAUAAGAAUGUAAACAUUGUCAUCAGAAAAGUCGAAUUAAAUAGUAGAGAACCUCAAAAAGAAUACCUUAUUUUAGAUAUUCUAAUAGCUUGACAGUGAUGGUGAUGGAUUAAUUUCUCAGUAAAGUAUAGAUAUCUAGAAUCUUCCUGAUAAAGUAUUUAGAGUUAUUGAACCACUUUUUGUUGAAAUGGAGUAGUGUGGCUUCACAUUAAACUUUGAAUAAUUCUAUGAGUGUUCAAUGAAGCUGAUUUCAAACUUGACAAUAGCUUAAAAGGAUGAUUUCUUCUACAAUUAUAAAGAAAAAUGGGAUGAAAAGAAAUCUAAAUACGAAAUUCACGAUUACAAGCCAAUAAUUAAUUCAAAGUCAUAGAAGUUAGCUCGCAAGAGAAGUUAUGAAAAAUUUGAAGGAGUUUACAAUCAUGGUAUGACUCUACAACAAUAAAAGCAAGAUAAACUACACAAAAUAAAGGAAUAAUUAGUAUAAAGAGAAUUAGAUGAGUGUUCUUUUAAGCCAUAAUUAUAUAAGCCUAUGAAUAUCUAUUCAUUUACCAACCCACAAAUAAAGCAAGAAGAAAAUAAUUUGUUUGGAAUUCAGAGUGGAUAUGAGAUAGGAGAAGGAUAGUAUAAAAUUAUUGGUGCUUAAAAUAAUGGUUAUUCAGAAAGUCUUUAAUAAUGA